CCACACACACACGCGCGCGCGCGCACAGGCCACUGGCAGUGUGUGUAUGGGGUUUAAAACUACAGGGGGGGAUCAAAGGCGUGUGAGAAACGGAUUUAACCGAGAACUCUCUAAAAAAGAAAAAAAAUAGAGAGACUUUGGACAUCAGAACGGAUUUAAAUUCGCAAUUUUUUUCUUUCAUCCCAUAAAUCUGUGUUUCUUAUUCUGUGCGCGCGCGUGCGUGCGUGGAUCAGUGUGACUCGGAGCGCUCGAGCGGUUUAUUUAUAACUUAAAUAAUCCGAGUGUUUAUUAGAAUACACAGAGCCCCUAUUCGGACAGCGCUAGUAGCCAUGCACGUAGUGUGUGUUGCGUGUGUCGUGUGUGUGCUGACGUGUGUGGUGGAGCUGAAACCCACGUUGAGAAAAGACAGAGUUCAUCAUGAAGCAGAACUGAGCAACAAACCUCAUGAAUCUCAGCACGCGCACCAGCAGAGCAUGCAGUUCGACCAUGAAGCUUUUCUGGGUAAAGAAGAAGCCAAGACCUUCGACCAACUCAGUCCAGAGGAGAGCAGAGACAGGCUGAGUAAGAUUGUACAUCGUAUUGAUAGCGAUGCUGAUGGGUUCAUCACCUUUGACGAGCUGAAGCUUUGGAUUAAACGUGUUCAAAAGCGCUACGUUUAUGAGAACGUGGCUAAAAUCUGGCGUGACUACGACCUGAACAAAGACGAUGCGAUUGGCUGGGAGGAGUACAAACAGGCCACAUACGGAUACUACCUCGCGAACCCAGAAGAGUUUGCAGAUUCGACAGAUCAGUUCAGCUUUAAGAAGAUGCUGCCCCGAGACGAGCGCAGGUUUAAAGCGGCUGAUCUGAACGGAGACGAGAGAGCAGAGAAGGACGAGUUCACCGCUUUCCUCCAUCCUGAGGAAUUUGAGCACAUGAGGGACAUUGUUGUCCUGGAGACGUUGGAGGACAUAGAUAAGAACGGAGACGGCUACGUGGACGAAGACGAAUACAUCGCGGACAUGUUUGCCCACGAAGAUGGCGGGCCUGAACCAGACUGGGUGAAAACCGAGAGAGAUCAGUUUUCCGAUUUCCGAGAUCUGAAUAAAGAUGGAAAGAUGGACAUGGAGGAAAUUCGUCACUGGAUUCUGCCUCCGGAUUACGAUCACGCUCAGGCUGAGGCGCGACACCUUCUCUACGAGUCUGACACCGAUAAGGAUCAGAUGCUGACAAAAGAGGAGAUUCUACAGAACUGGAAUAUGUUUGUAGGAAGUCAAGCAACAAACUACGGAGAAGAUCUGACCAGGAACCAUGACGAGCUCUGAACACAACACGAGCAAGCACAAUAUUCAUCAUUUCUCCAUUCACACCAUUAAUAAUACUAUACUAUACUAUACUAUACUGUACUAUACUAAACUACACACUGGCCCAUCGGUAAUCACUAAAACAUUCUGAGGAUGUGAAAAUCCAGCACUUUCUCCAGGAUUGACUGACUGACAGAUCUACCGAUUUGCAGAUCUCUAAUCUACCUCAGUGGCCUUCGUGGCUUUUUCUUCUGUUUGUGAGUGAAUUAGAGACUAUACCUGCAAGUUUGUUUCACAGAUUCAUUUGUGUGUUUACUGCUGAGGAAACACACACCUAGUGUUACACAGUCAAUUACAAACCCAGCAUCACAAUAUGAUUUUUUUGUUUCUUUAAUAAUAUAUGUUUGUGUCAGGUUUCUGAGCAUUAAAUCUGAUCACAUUUUUAAAAACAUCUUGUUUUAACUUUUUACUCCGUCAUUUGUACUUGUUUUAUGGAUUCAUUUUAUGGACUUGUUUUGCCAGAGAAACCCAGUCAAGUUGCUGAAUAAUCCCUGAGAUUUCUUUUUCAUAAAAAAAUAAAUCUUAACUAUUCUGCA
Messenger RNA from Tachysurus vachellii, 1879 nucleotides. It is a transcript of the gene rcn1, whose product is annotated as reticulocalbin 1, EF-hand calcium binding domain. Gene Ontology annotation, cellular component: endoplasmic reticulum. Lineage: Eukaryota; Metazoa; Chordata; Actinopteri; Siluriformes; Bagridae. The record is from RefSeq and is a predicted model, not a curated record. Gene Ontology annotation, molecular function: calcium ion binding. The transcript has 6 exons. Bases 330 to 1304 code for a protein of 324 amino acids.